AUGGAAGUAUCGGCAGAUGGAAGUAUCGGCAGAUGGAAGUAUCGGCAGAUGGAAGUAUUGGCAGAUGGAAGUAUCGGCAGAUGGAAGUAUUGGCAUAUGGAGGAUAUACAGGCAUGUGAUUCACUUGAUGAAAUGGCGCCAAACGUCACUGAAGUGACGUCACUUGGUUCUGAAGCCCGCCUGAAGAAGCUAGUGCCGCCACAGGCGUCGCCAAGGAAACCAGACAUUGUGUAUGCGAGUGUGGCGACACUGCUAGCUGUUCACAUCGCGGCUUUGUAUGGUCUAUAUCUAGCUGUUACUAGAGCGAGCUGGACUACCCUUGUAUUUAAUUAUGUGUUACUGGAGUUGUCGCUGAUUGGAAUGACAGCUGGUGCCCAUCGUCUGUGGUCACACAAAGCUUUUAAAGCGAAAAUGCCCCUACAGAUUAUAUUAAUGCUUAUGCAGUCUAUGACUGGUCAGUUCACGGUUACUAAUUGGGUCAGAGACCACAGAAUGCAUCACAGAUAUACAGACACCGAUGGAGAUCCACACAACGCGGCGCGAGGGUUCUUCUUCUCCCACAUCGGCUGGCUUCUAGUCAAGAAACACGAAGAAGUGAAGAACCGCGGCAAAUUUAUUGACAUGAGCGACAUCUAUGCGAAUCCGGUUUUAAGCUUUCAGAAGAAAUACGGUUUUUUCAUAAUUGGUUUCAUGGCCUUCGUCCUGCCAACAGUGGUACCCAUCUACUUCUGGGGCGAAAGCCUCAACGUGGCAUGGCAUAUAUGCAUGCUGAAAUACGCUUUAAUCCUCAACAAAACGUUCACAGUCAACAGCAUCGCCCAUAUGUGGGGAUACAAAACAUACGACAAGAACAUUCUAUCUACAAACAAUAAAUUCACUGAAAUUGUCUCCUUGGGAGAAGGUUUCCAUAACUACCACCACGUGUACCCUUGGGAUUACAGAUCUGCAGAAUUCGGGGACAGCAAGUUUAAUUUGGCCAAGACGUUUAUUGAGUUCUUCGCAAAGAUCGGAUGGGCGUACGACUUGAAAACGGUGCCGAAAGAGGUUAUAGACCGUAGAGUUGAGAGGACCGGUGAUGGUAGCGAUUUGUGGGGUCACAAGAAAGCCGAUUGA
Leptosia nina is the source of this 1113-nucleotide messenger RNA. NCBI's taxonomy places the organism in Eukaryota, Metazoa, Arthropoda, Insecta, Lepidoptera, Pieridae. The record is from the annotation of a GenBank genome assembly.